AUGAUGUCGCCAGCACCUUCGACGAAUCGGUCGUCAGAAGAGUGUAUUGAUCAUGUAUCUUCGUUGGACUCUCCUACCCCUAAUGCCUUUAUUGGUGCUGAAGCAUACAUCGUACUUCAAUUACCCGACGCUAUGUUGCCAACUUCGACAAAGUGGCUUAUUGACAGCGGCGCUAACCAUCAUUUCACGAACAAUGUAGCUGCCAUUAUCACGCCCACACCCAUUUUCUUACUAGUCCGCGUCGCAAAUGGUUUCGUGCUUCAGGCCGUCAGCAUAGGCAGUGUACUGCUAAAGACGAUUACAAACGGAACGUUUACCCGAUUUGUGGUCACUGAUGUGCACUACGUCCCCGCCAUGCCACGAAAGCUGCUUUUUAAUUCUUAG
Molecule: messenger RNA, 384 nt
Organism: Peronospora farinosa
Lineage: Eukaryota; Oomycota; Peronosporomycetes; Peronosporales; Peronosporaceae
Source: the annotation of a GenBank genome assembly